Owenia fusiformis is the source of this 1742-nucleotide messenger RNA. Lineage: Eukaryota; Metazoa; Annelida; Polychaeta; Sabellida; Oweniidae. The record is from the annotation of a GenBank genome assembly.
UAAGGGUGCAGACGAAAUUUAUGGAAUAGCAAGGCUAGAGAAGGUGUGAGGGCAAAUCAGGUACAUAGUCAGUGUCUGGAAUAAGUCAGGUAAUAUCCAAUCAUAGGCGAAUCCCAAUCAGUACUACGUUACAUCAGGGACAGAGGGUAGAUCCAAAGCUGGACGAAGCAAGAUGUUUCAAAGGUGAGGAAAACACAAGAUAAAUAAAAAGGAUACAAAGAGAACAUAAUGCUGCUAUGGACAUACUUUUCACUGUUCCAGUAAACAUUUAGUUCGAAUAGUAUCUGUACUUUUCAGUAACAUUUUUGCUGGUCAUAUCCCUCACCCGCCUCCACGGAAUUGUAAAUUGGCACUUCCUAAACAGUACAAGAAUCAUAACCAAUGUAAACAUAGUUCAAUAUUUAAACAAUGGGCGUCAAAAUUUAACUGAAGGAUCAGUUAUGUAUAAUCCGAUAUACCAGCUACAACUAUACAUUAUAGAAGAAGGGGGCAUAUAGACUGAUAGAUCGAACAUCAGGUGAAAUUUUGAAACGCAUACACAACCUGCUAGACGUUACAUCCAUGGAAAAGAUCAUGAAGAGACGAAUACAAAUAGCGGGCGUAAUUGUGGUUAGCGUAGUAAUCGUAGUAAAUGUUUUCUUUUUAUUCUACCGCCUUCCGGAAAAGAAAGAAGAAACAAAACAGUUUCAAGUCAUGAAAUUCAACAUGGGCGAUAUAGAUAGAGCGCCAGAGGGGAAGCUAAAGAGUAUCAUAAUAUUCGGCAAUGGGCCAUCCCUCAGAGGGUUUGAUUUCAACGCUUUGAAAAAGUAUCCCCGUAUUGACACGCUUGGAAUGAAUUUGGCGUUUCGAUAUUGGCAGAAAAUCAAUUGGUGGCCAACAUACUACGCCAAUUUCGACGUUGUUGUGGGGCGUGAUCAUAAAACAGAAAUUGUUGACUUGAUUAAAAACGCUCGAAAGCAUAAAAUGAAAAAAUUCUUUCUCAGAGACGCAAAAUUGAAUCAAAUGGAGGAGCUCAAGAAUAACCGCUUGCUUGAUUUUCUGGAGGAUCGACGACGCCAGAAAGGGACUCACAUACUAAAGAACAUCAAUAUGAUAUCAACUGGGGCGAUUGCCGUGCGGUACGCGCUGUUUUACGGCUAUAACCAUAUCCUAUUGUUAGGGAUUGAUAUGAACUACGUCGAAAUGAUAAAAGAAGCAGAAUCAGUUAAAGGAAUAGUGCUCAAAAUAAACGAAACGCCGAAAAAUAAUCCUAAUUAUUUCUUCGAUGGCUAUCAACAAAAAGGUGACCUUUACAACAAACCCAACACUGACACUGCACACGUUGCCUCAUUUAAUGAAUUACUCCGGGAUUGGAAGGGAAGAACUGGCAAUAAAACGAUUCACGCCGCAAUAUAUAAUGGAAACCCAAAAUCAAAACUAGCCGAAAUUGGAUACCCAUAUUUAUCAUACGACGACUUUGUUGCCCAAUGUGAUAUGAGAACAUAUUGAAAACAUUAUAUUUCGUUUAUACAUUGAAGUGCCGAUUGGUAAUCGGACUCGCUACAUAAGACUAAAUUAAAACCAACUACACCUUCCACUGGGGCUAACAACGAUGCAGAAAUACAAUCAUAAUAGAAUAAUAUAUUUAAUGCUGUUUAAUGUUUAUAUUUGUGAUGCACUAGUGACAAAUGGCAUGUGCCAAAAUGCAAUUAUCAUACAUGUAAUGAUCAUUCACCAAAUAUUAACCAUAACAAUGUUACAAU